AUGACCGGCUUUGCUAUGGUGGGCGUCAUUUACGACACAACCAACGUUGGGUACCAUGCCAGAGCAUUCCAGGCAAUGAGUAUGAUCCUGAUGACAUCGCGACUGAUACUAAUAGUGCAGUAUGGAGUUAUACUGCUGUAUGUACGACAAUAUCGCAACACUCGCAUUCCACUUCUGGCGACCAUGGCUACCCUCCUUAUUGCUGCGGUUGUGUUCCUCGGCACGUAUUGGGGAUUCGACGUCGUUGACGGCACUGAUCCCUCGGGUGAAGCAACAACGAGGCUGGCGCACCCUGACACGUAUCUUGCCUGGUAUGUGGUCGCCGUUCUGGAAGCGACCUCGGUUCUUGCGAUUUCAUGCACGUGGCGUGUGGUGAGUUUCAAGCGGACGCAUCUUGUCGAACGAGUAGGACUUUUGACUUUGAUUAUGAUGGGGGAAGGCAUUAUAUCGAUCACCAAGUCGGUGUCUCAGAUUCUUUGGAACGUGCGCACUGUGAGAGGUUCAGAUAUUGGUAUCAUUGCAUCAUGUGUCCUGCUAAUAUACUUUAUAUGGGUUCUCUACUUUGAUCAGAUAGAGCACGAUCGAUUCGGGACGAUUCGUCAGCAAAUCUGGGCAAUGCUCCAUUUCCCUCUUCAUGUUGCGAUACUCCUAACGGUAGAGGGAGGCUCUGCGUUGAUUCUUUGGAGCAUCAUAAAACGCUACCUUACUGCAUGGAUAAAUGUGUAUGUCGAUAUUCCUGACUCUGUCAACUCGACGGCGGGUCUUGUGGCAUAUCUCGAGAAUGCAAUCAGUACAAUUGAUGGCUGGAAUAAGCAAAACCAGCUGGCACAAUUCUACAAUUAUCAAAACAACCUGACAUCACUCAGUGCCAUAACAGCAGUACCGUACAAUUCGACUCAGUGGCAGGACCAAGCAGAGCCGAUCCUCACUGAUCUUCUUUAUGGAGUUCUCAAUGCGAUAUUUGAACAAUUCGCGGUUGUAGGGCCUCAUCUUCCAAACCACAGUGCAUAUGAAUCUCAAACCACGAGAACAAACGCUUUGAUGAAUGUUUUUGGCACGGUUUUCGUGUACUUCUACCUGGCAGCUGGGUGUUUCCUAAUUGCACUCGCUGUUAUGUACUGGUUUGGGAAAACACAGAAAACUAUAGGCGAGUGGCUGUCUAUUCUUCUAAGAACAAUCGUUGGAGCCGGUCUUGCCGUAUUGUGUCUAUUCAGCUUCACGACAGGAACAGCCACUACAGCAUUUAUAUUCAGCAGCUGGCAAAUCCCAAUUGUCGUGGUCUGUUACUUUAUUGUGAUCACCCUGGACAACCUGUUGUUAUGGCGCACGAAUAAGCUCGUUGCUAAGAGGGUAUCGAACACUCAGCUGUCAAUUGCGAAGACCUGUAAUCCAGCUCACAAUCAAGCCAACAAAGCACCUCAUCCUGACGUUGAAACAUUGAAGGGCUCUUCUUGA
Molecule: messenger RNA, 1455 nt
Organism: Exophiala aquamarina CBS 119918
Lineage: Eukaryota; Fungi; Ascomycota; Eurotiomycetes; Chaetothyriales; Herpotrichiellaceae
Exons: 4
Coding region: 1-1455 (484 amino acids)
Source: RefSeq, a predicted model, not a curated record